GGGACACCCAAUCAAAGGAAGCAGAUUUGAUGACGUAUAGAGAAAUCUGGUAUAAAAUUGUUGUGAAUGAAGGGGAUAGUACCAGACAAUCUCAGGAAUUGUUUCAUUUAUACUGUUCCAGUACUCCAAAAGGUCAAUAUGUACCGAUAUUGUGUAGUUGUUCUUUUGGCUGCUUGUGCGGCUGCCAUCCCAAGAGCCCACAAACAUGGUCAUAUUGGUCAUGGACCAAUUCACGGUCAGCCCAUUCACCAAGGUCCUGGACUACAGAAUAACUUCCUUUGGAACGGUAUAAAUGGCGGACGUCGUUUCACAGCAUCCGGUGGUCACGUGUCAAAAUCCCUCACCCAUCAUGGCAAAUCAAUCCACGUGGAUGAUGGACGCAGCACCGCUACCGCCACCGCCCAUCACGACGGCACAUUCAGCGCUAACGUUGUUCCCAACCAAUUUAGGGGCGGUGUUCAUCCUGGAGCUGUGCGCCCUCUGGGAGCUCUCGGACCUUUUGGUCAACGUGGACCUUAUCCUCCAUACAGUCCUUAUGGUCAUUUUAACCCUGCUGGUCAUCUUGGCCGAGCUGGGAGACACUACUUCCCCAGAGUCCACGGGGGUUCGGUACAUCCUGGACGUCGUGGCCGAAAAACAUACUAAAGGAACGGUGUUCAACAGGGAAUGGUAUAGGAGUAAUAUGUGUGUCUGGUAUAAUGAAAUUAAAACUAUUACACGAA
Messenger RNA from Ostrea edulis (European flat oyster), 722 nucleotides. RefSeq lists its product as uncharacterized. The coding region runs from base 67 to 645 and encodes 192 amino acids. The record is from RefSeq and is a predicted model, not a curated record. Lineage: Eukaryota; Metazoa; Mollusca; Bivalvia; Ostreida; Ostreidae. The transcript is spliced from 3 exons.